AUGGGCUCACUCUCCUCAGACUCCAAUCGGCCAUGGAUUGAGACACCAUGCAUUAGAUCGGCAACGCUGUCCCGCUUAGCAGGAUGUAACGUUUAUCUCAAGCUUGAGAACCUCCAGCCCUCAGGGUCUUUCAAGUCCCGCGGGGUCGGAAACCUCAUGGCUCGUGCCGCCGAAGCUGCCCCAGGAGUAGGCGCACACUUUUACUGUUCGUCCGGCGGCAACGCUGGCCUGGCAUGCGCAACCUCGGCCAUCGCCCUCAAGAGCAAGGCCACCAUUGUCUUGCCCACGACGGCAUCUCCUCUCAUGAUCUCGAAGCUGCAAAUUCUUGGUGCACACUGCGUCCAGAUCGGCGAGAACUGGGCCCAGGCGGACCGCCACCUUCGUGAAGAGUUGCUGACCAAAGACCCGGCCGGUGUCUAUGUGCCGCCCUUCGAUCACCCGCACGUCUGGGACGGCGCCGCUACUAUCAUCGAUGAGGUGGCCUCACAGAUCCCGGGAGACCUCGGUAUCGACGCCGUGGUGUGUUCUGUUGGUGGCGGUGGCCUGCUCAGCGGCCUGCAACAGGGUAUUUCUCAGCGUGACUGGCUCAGCCGGCCUACACCGAGGCUGAUGGCGGUCGAGACUGUGGGUGCAGACAGCCUUAACGCCAGCGUGCGUGCCGGAGAACACGUCACACUCCCGGGCAUCACAUCCAUUGCGGGCUCCCUUGGCGCAGUGCGUGUCGCGACCAAGGCGUGGGAGGUUGCACGAGAUACCCCCGGCUUCAAGAGCGUGACAGUUACUGAUGCAGAAGCAGCCAUGGCUUGCGUGCGCUUCGUCGACGACGCGCUGCUGGUCGUUGAGAUCUCUUGUGGAGCGACGAUUGCCACUGUUUACAACGGCACUCUGCGGAAGCAGCUAGGCUGCGACGUGUCGGAUGAGGAGUGGUCGAAGAAGAACAUUGUCCUUAUCGUUUGCGGUGGCUCAAAUGUUACCAUGGAGAUACUAGACGGGUACCGCGCCAAGUUCGGCAUCGCCGUAUGA
Molecule: messenger RNA, 1023 nt
Organism: Colletotrichum spaethianum
Lineage: Eukaryota; Fungi; Ascomycota; Sordariomycetes; Glomerellales; Glomerellaceae
Product: L-serine dehydratase
Exons: 2
Coding region: 1-1023 (340 amino acids)
Biological process (GO): L-serine catabolic process; L-threonine catabolic process
Molecular function (GO): pyridoxal phosphate binding; L-serine ammonia-lyase activity; threonine deaminase activity
Source: RefSeq, a predicted model, not a curated record